AUGGGACCGAGCCGCAUUACACCAACAUCGCCCAAAACCUCACUUUCAGCAGCACAAUAUCACUGUAAGCUAGGUUAGUUGGUGCAACUUGCUUGUUAAGUUCAUGAAUAAAUUAGAGAAUUUUUUUCUUUCCGCCCCUUUUUAUGACUUUAAAACUCAAAUGUAGCAUUUCACAAAAGAAAAACAUGUUUUACACUAACAGGGGGAAAAGUACCUAAAGUAAACAAUUACCCAACAAAAUGCUAAAGCCUAAUGUGGAUACGUCAUAGCUCUAUGUUGAACACUCGGGCAAACGAGUGUAUCACAGGUUUCACCUCGUACGAUGGAUCCUCGGUUGAUUUCCGCUACUUCGGAUCUAAGGCAUCUGCUAGGCAACACUAGCUUUGCUGCAAUACACCACUUGGCAGAGCACUACGUCACUGUUACGGCAUUCCCAUUAAAAUGUAUCCAUCCACAACGAAAUAAAAGGACUUCGUCAUUACCUUUACUAAAGAAUAUUAAUUUUCUGCGUUUCGGAAUGAUAAUAAACAUCUAAUGAAUCCCAGUCAACGUUCCUCGUACAACAAACACUCAAAUUCGCUUUCUGCAUCGCAGGAAGUUGAAGGAGAUGAACAGGUGUGGACCGAUGAUCAAUCCAAUAUUUCUUCCGAUUGUAGUCACAGCAGUUAUAUCUCGCGUACGCAUGAAUGGAGCCCGUUUAUUGCGGAUAAUUCCUUGUUUUAUGUAAAGUUUGAUUUGGUUUACCAUUCAAAACCGAUUAUAUUCGACGAUGAUUUAUUUUUUCGAAAUGAGUAUAAAAGAUUGUCCAUCCGGAAGAAGGAGAAUAUAUUGUCCAAGUUUGGUCAAAGGGAAAAGAAUAAACACAAACUUUUCAAAGUAAGCGUAAUUGACACUAUUAAGAAGGAACAGUUGAAUGGACUUAACAAGGAAAUUAUUAUCAGUAUUGCACCGAAGAAAAAUACCGUUCUUAAAGAUAUACUUCCCUUGACCGAAACUAUACUCGGCAUUACCACAUCAUUGUUUCCGGAUGGAAGAAAACUAAUGGUUGAUAAGAUAAAGGACUAUUCAGUAUUCAACAGAGGAAAACUUGUAAAAUCAAAAGAUUGGAUUAAAUCUAUUGACACUGAGAUUGUAACUGUAGACAACUUGGAAUCCCUGCUAGAAAGUUCUACCAAAAUUCCCACCAUCAUCAAAAUUACGUUUUUCGAAAUGGUUGAGCAUGACAUCGCAAAUGCGAUUGAAAUUAAGAUAACAAGUCUGAUGGAUUUGAUUCAAAGUCAAGAGACGCUCUUCAAUAAAGACGACAUACAGACCAUGAGUAGUAAUGAUUUGAUUUUCAGUAUGAUUUACAUCUCAAACGAAUAUACUCAAAACGACGAACUGGACGUAAAGUUUUGCUAUCCAGCAAGAGAUAAUAAUCCACUCUACAAUUCCAAAGGAAGUUUUGUUACAUUGAAUUCAAUAUUCAACUCAUCUUUCGAAACAAAAACCCUAAUGACAAAUUUGAAAAUCCGGAACGUCCUUUACUACACGACGUACAACUUUUUCGAAGAUGGUAUUCUAUUGUUUGGAUUUAACUCGAAAUACUCUUCUUUAUUUUCGGUAAAACAAAAAAGCGAGCAAAUCUGCCGACUACUGAACAUUCUAUAUCACGAUAGCUCAAUUAUUUUCAAUAAACCGGUGGAACUUCAAACUGAAUUGAUGCAGCUGUGCGAGUUAAUACGCCAUUCCAUAAAAACUCACAGGAGUCUAGAUAAGUUUGAAAAAACUUUUCAUCAGCCACAUUUCAUCCCUUUGCCUAAGGAAAUUCAGCUUCGAAUCGACGAUGCCUUAGGAGAACUAGAGGCGAUGGACUAUCGCAACUGGAACGAUGAAUUGGUGGAUUUAUUCUGCGAUGUAACGAUCAUCGGAUGCUGUCUCUAUUACAAUCAAUAUCUGGUAUGCUCACAUAUAAAUGGAUCUUUUUUGAUGGACGUUGAGGCCGUAUUAAAAAAUUUCGGCAUAUUUGAAGUUAUUUCGACUACGAAUAUAAAAAAUCUUGCUAUUUGGCGUAAAUUUUACCCCACAGAAUACUGCGAAUACAAAUUUCACGAAUCAAACGACGCCUAUCUCAUGCUGGUCUGUAUUGGUCACCUGUUGAUGGUUGUUAUUUUAGAAGUUCCCAUCAAUACAAACCACAACAAAUCACUUUCGCGUUAUAUUGAUGAAAUACAGGACAUGCUAGAAUAUUUCAAAUCAACUGGUAUUGAGAAUCUUGUUAGAAUUUGGAUCGAUUCUAACCGUCGACCACAGUGUAUCUCUACGUCCGCCUCCAAGCAGGAAUGUACAGUAGAAGAACAACGUACGACAACAAGAAACCACGAUGAAGAAUCGAACGCUUCCAGUUCUAUUAAGAAUCAUCCCCUGAAGGAAGACGGUAUCAACGACCACGAUGAUGAUGAUGAUUCCGAUUGGGGCCAUAGCUUGGACAGCAGCCAGAGAAGCAGUAGUUUCGAUAUCAACGAAAUUUCUGAAAACCGCUGUAAGGAAUUUUCCGAACUUAUUCCUAGUAUGUUGACGUUUGGCAGCGAGAACCUCCUCUACUACUUCGUUCAACUGGAAAAUGGAGACGGCAUAUUCUUAGCUCCUGUGCUUAGUUCCACGAAUGUAAAACACGAUACAAUCAUGAACACAUUUCGAAAAACUAGUACAUUAAUCCACAAUACAUUACAAAACACAAAAAGAUUUCGCGAUUUACUUUCAAAUGACUCGAACAAAGUUGCAAGCACCCAUCGAUCAUUGGUAGCAAUUAAAGAACAAGGAAUGCUAAUGUCUGUCCCAAAAGAAACUACACCCAGUGAAAGAAUCGAAUUUUGGGUGCUUGGAAGACUAUUUAAUACGCCACCUAGGGAAUUAUACGUUUGUCAUCGGGCGGAUGCGCCGCAGAAUAUGAUAGAACUUGCAUUUCGAAUCUGUUUAACGUGCGCAGGAUGAACGUGUUUUUUUUCUAAUGUGUUUAGCCUGAGACGAAUCUGAGUCAAGUUCGAACCGCCAGAGGUGUCAAAAUAUAUAAAUUGCCAACAAUUUGGGUUAGAUUCUUAUUGAAUUUUAGGGUCCAGCUAAAGCGGCACAUGUCCAUCAUUUGUCUCCGUCUAUAAACUUCUAAAUAUGUAUCAUUUCAAUUGAUGAAUAAGUUUUAAGUUACGAGUUCGAAAAUAAAAUUUUAAGUGGAACAUACAAAA
This is a messenger RNA of Topomyia yanbarensis, 3221 nucleotides long. RefSeq names its product protein inturned (gene in). NCBI's taxonomy places the organism in Eukaryota, Metazoa, Arthropoda, Insecta, Diptera, Culicidae. Gene Ontology annotation, biological process: establishment of planar polarity; cilium assembly; nervous system development. The transcript has 3 exons. The record is from RefSeq and is a predicted model, not a curated record. Gene Ontology annotation, cellular component: cytoplasm; cilium. The coding region runs from base 535 to 2973 and encodes 812 amino acids.